This is a messenger RNA of Papaver somniferum (opium poppy), 2165 nucleotides long. Its product is annotated as serine carboxypeptidase-like 42. Lineage: Eukaryota; Viridiplantae; Streptophyta; Magnoliopsida; Ranunculales; Papaveraceae. The coding region runs from base 529 to 1806 and encodes 425 amino acids. Gene Ontology annotation, molecular function: serine-type carboxypeptidase activity. The transcript has 10 exons. The record is from RefSeq and is a predicted model, not a curated record. Gene Ontology annotation, biological process: proteolysis.
CAGUAUUUGCGUCUCUGAUCUCCAACUUUUUCCUUUUAGUUAAAAUUUCAAACUUUAAAAGCUCCUCCUCCCCAUCUCUCCUGACAACAACUCUAAGGUGUAGCUCCAGAGAGAAGAUGAUGAAUAUUCAUCCUCACUGCUACCCACUGUGGAGUUGCAGCAGUAGCUGACCCGACUUUACCCCACAAUACAGGAACAAAGUUUCUUUCUUUUCCGCCUCUUUUGAUUUUGAGCCAAAAUUAGAUUGAUUCUGUUUUCUGAGUGAGAGAAGAAAGAGAGGCUGCAGCUAAUAAUUCUAAAACUCUUCAGUUAAAGUCUUUAAAAGAAAAUGAGAAUUUCAUUUUAUAUGAGGAAAUAAUGCGGAUUUCACGUUUCACGUUUCUCGAUUGAAUUUUUCAUAUAGAUAACUUACUUUAAACAAUUCUUUUCUUUUUUGUUUUUGUUAUAAAUAUACUGGAUAGAUAGGAUCUGUUAGUUGCUUCAUUGAUUUUUUGUGCUUCACUCUCUGGAUUUUGUGUUUUGAGUGAGAUGGGUAGUAGGGAUAUUGCUGUUCUUCUUCUGGGAUUGGGAGUGUUGUUUUUUAUCAGUAUUGGUAAUGUUGUAAAUGGGUACCCAAUGGAAGAUCUUGUGGUGAAUUUGCCUGGGCAACCAAAGGUUGAUUUCAGACAGUUUGCUGGUUACAUCGAUGUGGAUAUCAAAACUGGGAAGAGUUUGUUUUACUAUUAUGUUGAAGCUCAAGGAGAUGCAGCUAAAAAACCCCUUACUCUCUGGUUGAAUGGAGGCCCAGGAUGCUCCUCAAUGGGAGGAGGUGCAUUUACCGAAUUAGGCCCAUUUUUUCCCAGAGGAGACGGUCGGGCACUAAGGAGAAAUCCAAAAUCAUGGAACAAAGCAUCAAAUCUUCUCUUUGUUGAAUCACCUGCUGGGGUUGGAUGGUCUUAUUCAAAUACUACUUCGGAUUAUACUACUGGGGAUGCUGCCACUGCUAGAGAUAUGCAUCUAUUUCUAAUGGGGUGGUUCGAAAAAUUUCCAGAACUCAAGUCCAGAGACUUGUAUCUUACCGGAGAAAGUUAUGCAGGACAUUACAUACCACAGUUGGCUAAUGCUCUUCUGGACCACAAUAAGUAUUCAAGUGACUUCAAAUUCAAUAUCAAAGGAUUAGCUAUUGGAAAUCCACUUCUCAACCUUGACAAGGAUGUCCCUGCAACGUACGAGUACUUUUGGUCUCAUGGGAUGAUCUCUGAUGAGGUCGGCCUUACAAUCAUGAACGAAUGCAGUUUUGAUGAUUAUACGUUCGAUAGUCCUCACAAUGUGAGCAAAUCAUGCAUUUCUGCUAUUGGCGAAGCAAAUGCAAUUGUUGGUAAUUAUAUUGACAAUUACGACGUCAUACUUGAUGUUUGCUACCCGUCCCUUGUAGAGCAAGAGCUACGCCUGCGAAAAAUGGCUACGAAAAUCAGUGUUGGAGUUGAUGUGUGCAUGAGCUAUGAAAGACGCUACUACUUCAACCUUCCCGAGGUUCAGCAUGCUCUUCAUGCAAAUCGGACUGGUUUGAAUUAUAGCUGGAGUAUGUGUAGUAGUAUACUUAAUUAUAGUGACACUGAUGGCAACAUCGACAUCCUUCCCAUUCUCAAAAGGAUAAUUCAACACCAUAUACCUGUUUGGAUUUUCAGCGGAGAUCAGGAUUCUGUUGUACCAUUAUUGGGUUCCCGAACACUUGUCCGCGAGCUUGCUCAAGAUUUGAACUUCAAGAUCACUCUUCCCUACAGUGCUUGGUUUCACAAAAAAACAGGUUGGAGGAUGGGUAACUGAGUACGGGAACUUAUUGACGUUUGCAACUGUCAGAGGCGCCUCUCAUAUGGUACCUUAUGCACAACCAUCAAGAGCUUUGCAUCUGUUUAGCUCUUUUAUCUCUGGAAGAAGAUUGCCUGUUUCUGAACCAUCUGAUGACUAAAAAGCUUAAACAUAUCGCAACACAAACAUGAUCUUGUUUAUCAGCAUUUUUUUCUAUGAAUAAGCAAACGAGAAAAAAAUUCUCAUUUUUUUUUGUGGAAGGUAAAAUGAGAAAUAGUCAAAUAGUUUCAUGAAAGAACAGAUCCUGCAAUGCAACCUGUUUUAGAUGGGUAAUAGUGUGUUUUGGUAUUAGCAGAUCAAUAAAUAGAUCGUUCCUU